Messenger RNA from Macroventuria anomochaeta, 1242 nucleotides. RefSeq names its product RNA-binding domain-containing protein. The record is from RefSeq and is a predicted model, not a curated record. The transcript is spliced from 2 exons. Bases 79 to 1224 code for a protein of 381 amino acids. Gene Ontology annotation, biological process: mRNA splicing, via spliceosome. Gene Ontology annotation, cellular component: precatalytic spliceosome; U2-type prespliceosome; U1 snRNP. NCBI's taxonomy places the organism in Eukaryota, Fungi, Ascomycota, Dothideomycetes, Pleosporales, Didymellaceae. Gene Ontology annotation, molecular function: U1 snRNA binding; mRNA binding.
CACUUCUCUGCAUCAUCCACACAAUCUCCCUCAACUCUUCACAUUGUAGCUGGAGCGCCUUCCAGCACUGCGUUCAAGAUGACUUACCAACUCCCGCCGAUGCUGCUGAACCUGUUCGCCCCGCGGCCUCCGCUGCGCUGGGUUGAACCCAUUGACCACGCGCCGGAGAAGCGCUGCACGCCCAAGAUUGGCGGCGUUGGGCAGUACCUGCAGGCCAUGCGCGAGUACAAAGACAACGACAGAUACGUGCCGACGGACAGCUGGCUGCAGAAGCGCGACCGCAAGAAGAUUGAGAAAAAGGAGAAGCAGGAGAAGCUGCUGACCGAGGGCAUCAAGGACUACAAACCCAGCGAAGAUCCCAAAGUCCAGGGCGACGCCUUCAAGACACUGUUCGUGUCCCGUCUCGCAUACGGCGCGACCUCUGACGAUCUCGAACGCGAGUUCGGCCGUUAUGGACCCAUUGAACGGAUCCGAAUCGUCGAAGACACGACCGCCCCGCCCGACGCGCCGCCAAAGAAGAGAAAACGUGGCUAUGCUUUCAUCGUGUAUGAGCGCGAGAAGGACAUGAAGGCCGCCUACAAAGAAACAGAUGGCAUCAAAAUCAAGGACCGCCGUGUACUCGUUGAUGUUGAGCGCGGCCGCACAGUCUCUGGCUGGCGUCCACGCCGCUUCGGUGGAGGUCUUGGUGGCCGAGGCUACACUAAGGGCCCUUCCGCACGCCCAGGUGGUGCCGGAGGCUUUGGCGCGCCAGCUGGACCUGGUGGCUUUGGAGGUCGCGGCGGUUUCGGUGGUGGAUUUGGCGGCCGAGGAGGCGGUCGCGGCGGCUUUGGUGGAGGUGACCGUGGAGGCUUCCGAGGAGGACUCGGUGGCGGCCGCGGCGGCGGAGGUGGUUUCGGCGGAGGUCGUGGUGGUAUCGGCUACCAAGGCUCAAACGGCUAUGGCCCGCCCGAUGGUGCUCCUGCCGGUCCUCGAGGGCCACGAGGUGGGUUUGGCGGCAGCAGCAGUGGCUACGGCGGCGACCGUGGAGGCGACCGCUAUGGCGGCGGCGAUAGACGCGGAGGCGAUCGAGGAUCUAGCGGUGCCAACAAUGAACCGCUCGGCAGAGAUCGAUACAAUGACCGCGACCGUGGAGGCCGAGACAGCCAGGGCGGUCGGGACGACUCGCGGAAACGUGCGUACGAGGGCGACAGCUACGAUGACAGGAGCCAGCGCAGGAGGUACUAAGCCGGGAAGGUUCCGGGG